Messenger RNA from Lagopus muta (rock ptarmigan), 1099 nucleotides. RefSeq names its product p53 apoptosis effector related to PMP-22-like. Gene Ontology annotation, biological process: cell-cell adhesion. Bases 123 to 713 code for a protein of 196 amino acids. NCBI's taxonomy places the organism in Eukaryota, Metazoa, Chordata, Aves, Galliformes, Phasianidae. The record is from RefSeq and is a predicted model, not a curated record. Gene Ontology annotation, cellular component: membrane; cell-cell junction. The transcript is spliced from 3 exons.
UGCUUUAAAGCUCAGUUCCGACAGCCAGCCAGCCAGACUCUGCUUGGAGGAGCGUCCUUGCGGCACCCACCCUUCCCUCCCCGAGCAGCUCGGGCUCACAGGUGCCCCAACAGCCCGGCGGGAUGGUGGCGUGCAGCCUCGCUUGCUGGCGGUGCCGUUGGCUCCUGCCCCUGCUGCUGGGCCUGGCCAUCAUCAUGGGUAUCAUCGCACUGGCAGGCCGGGGCUGGCUGGAGUCUGAGUCGGAGCCCUACGUGCACCAAGCGUCUCUGUGGGAGAGCUGCACGCGGGGCGAGCAGGACCUCAACUGGAACUGUGAAUCUCUCAUGGACUAUGGAUGGGGGAGAGCAGCAGCUGCUACAUACCUCGUUGGCUUUGUGAUCCUGGUCAUCUGCUUCGCCCUCGCAGUCAUCGCAUUCUCAAUUGAAAUACUUCGCUUCAACUUUGUGCGAGGAAUUGGAGGCUUGCUAUUUGUUGUUGCUGCAUUCCAAAUCAUAGGGCUGGUCAUCUAUCCAGUGAAAUUCACAGAAGAAAUUCCACUGAUGGGAGCUAAUAUGUUCAGCUGGGCCUACGGUUUCGGUUGGGCCAGCACUGUUGUUGUGAUAGGUUGUGCUUUCUUCUUCUGCUGCCUCCCCAACUGGGAAGAUGAAGUCCUGGGAAACAUCAAGCCGACAUACUACUACUCCUCCCCAGAUAGAGCACCAUACUUAAAUUGAAAAGUUAAAUCCAACAGCAAUCAACUGUCAAAGCAAUAGAAGAACACCUUUGCUGCAAAUGUUGGUGCAAUUAUGAGAGACUGAAAAAAAAAACAACUUAAAACCUUACCUUAUUUUUUCAGUAUAUUUCUUACAAGCACUGGUUAAAAAAAAAUAAAUUAAAAACCAUUGGCAUCUGUAAGCAAAUAACUUUUACCUAAAGUAUUAUUUACAUAUUCUCAUGUCAGUUCUGUUUUGGUGGUUUACUUACUCCUUUCCCUCCCAACUGAGUCAUCCUUAUUUUAUUCAAAUAUAUCCUUACAAAUAAAGAUGUAGCUUUGCAAGCUGGAAAGGAGGAGAGAUUUUAAACAACCCACAGGGGGGACCUGCAAGUUAUUUUAUUUUUU